This is a messenger RNA of Oryzias latipes (Japanese medaka), 3284 nucleotides long. The record is from RefSeq and is a predicted model, not a curated record. NCBI's taxonomy places the organism in Eukaryota, Metazoa, Chordata, Actinopteri, Beloniformes, Adrianichthyidae.
AGGCUCUCAGUUCGACUAAUCAGAUCAUUGUGGACAAAUUGGGCAUUGAUGAUUAACCAAUACUUUAUGUCAGAGGCGGGCCUUUUGCCACAGCCUCGGUUCAUAUCUGCAGGGAACAUACAGUCAUUGUUCUAAAAUCUGCUUUGUUUCAAAAAUUCUUUCCAGCACUCGGAUACAUUUAUAGUCAAACAUUUCUGAAAUGUUCAGUGACGGGAAUCCUGCUCUGAGCCACAUACAAUUCUUCACAAAGGAUAGGAAACAUGUGCUCUUGACUUAUUAAUUAAACUAUAGUUAAAAACUAAUUAUCAUCUUUCUUAUCCUACUUUAAACCCGACAUAACAGCAAAUAUACCCAAAACUGUGGAUUUUUUCACGUGUUAACCCACCUAAUGAAGGAAAAGAAAAAAAUCAAAAACCAACCUGCUGUAAUGACCUAAUGUUUUAGGACAGAUUAUAGGUUUUCGUGUCCAACAGCUGAUAAAGAGCUGAGGGGGUUGCGCCCAUUUUCAAACCGUCGUGGAAACUGAACGGACACAGAAAAGCUCCAAUGGCUCCUCGAUACGCUCCGAGUCUGCGCUCCCGUCUGGGCCCUUUGUUGUUGUUUUUGCAGACAGGAUUCAUCCUCAUAUACGCGUUUUAUUUUGAAAUCCAAGAUAACGUUGUGGUAGAUGAAGCCAUUUUCAGAGAUGCGUAUGCAGAAUUCCAGGAUGUGAACGUGAUGGUGGUUCUAGGCUUUGGAUUCCUGUGCACCUUUCUGGUGCGUCACGGUUUCAGCAGCUCCGGGUUCAACCUUCUUGUUGCUGCCGUAGCAACCCAGUGGGCACUCGUGUUAAUCGGCCUUGAGUCCUGGUAUGACAGAGGAAAGAUUCCUCUAGAUCUCAGAAGUGUUUUGGUUGCUGAGAUGUGUGCAGCUUCUGCCCUCAUCUCAAUGGGAGCCGUGAUGGGGAAAGCCAACCCAGUUCAGCUUGUUCUUUUGGCCCUGCUGGAGGUCUCAGGGUUCGUCCUGAAUGAACGGCUCCUCCAGGGUCUCCUUAAAGUCCGACCCCUGAAAGGCAUCAUGCUGCUCCACAUCUUUGGGGCCUUCUUUGGACUCACGCUGACAUGGAUCCUGUACCGCAAAGGCUCAGAGGGAGGAUUUGAAAAGGAGAAAUUUGACAAAAAAUCGGGGCUGUUCUCCAUGUUGGGAAGUGUGUUUCUCUGGAUGUUCUGGCCCACUUUUAACUCAGUGCUUGUGGAUGAUCGUUUCCCUGGGAGGAAGCUGGGGGCUGUGUACAGCACAUACCUGGCCCUUGCCGUCAGUGCCGUGACAGCGGCUUCUGUGUCUGUGCUCUCCUGUCCCAGAGGAAAACUUAACCUGAUCCAAAUGCAGUCAUGCAUCCUUGCUGGUGGUGUUGCUGUCGGGGUGUCCAUGUCUGCAGUCCAUCAGCCCUGGGAAGCCAUGGCAAUUGGAUUCGCUGCAGCUGUUCUGUCAGCCACUGGAUUCAAAUAUCUUAAGAGCCAUAUGCUUCUUGCAUUUCAUUGCCAUGACACCGCCGCUAUCUUGAGUACACAUGGACUCCCAGGUCUCCUAGGAUGGUUUGCGCAUCUCAUCCUGCAGAUUAAAGACUGUGGUGACCACACAGUGGCUAUCCGCUUUGCAGUUUUUCACAUUUGCACUCUCCUCGUCACCAUUACAGUAAGCCUGACCAUGGGAACACUGACAGGAUUUCUGCUCAGGCUGAACGUCUGGAGGCCUCCUCAAAACAGGAAGUGCUUCGAUGAUCAAGCUUUCUGGGAGGUAAGCGGUCGUGGCAUCUUUUCUCAAUUGAAGAAGUCAGGGAGGGUGCUUACAUGCACAACACAUUCCAAACGUGUUGCAGCAAUAGAAGUAUUCCUUCUUUUGAGCAUAUUUAAAAUAAUGAGUUUAUGAAGGACUCAAAUCUAGAAACAAAAAGAUUACGGUCAUGUUAAUGAAGUCAUGACAUCACCAUUCAUCUCCACAUUCAUCUGGAGUUUGAGUUAGAAUAGAUGCACAAGUUUAACUCAGUAAAUCUCAACUGUUUGGAAAAAGACAAUUCAACUACUUUGUGCUUUUUCCACUGUUUUCUAACCAUCAACUGUACAUGAGAGCUGGACUGAGUAACUCCUACCCCCUGGCGUUCCAAACAGGAAGUACCCUCAGGCUCCAACACGCCAAAACCAUAUAGACUUUUAUACAGAAAUAAACAGCCAUUAUAUUUGUCAGAAUAACUAUUCUCGCUCUGCUACCUUUUUUUUAAACAUGUUUAUUGCCAAGCCUAUUUUUUUCUGUUGUGCAGUUUAAGUUAUGAUAAAAGUAAGUGGCCUCAUGUUGAAUAUGUGAAGUGUUUUGACAGCUAUCAGUGGAAGGAGUGUAAACUCACCCCUGAUUGGCUUGUGUGGUUGCCAUAGAGAUGUUGGCUCAGACCAAUCACUACUUACUGAUGUCUGUAUCACGAAAAAAAUGGCAACUGAAUUGACUUCAUUUGAUGGAGCUGGAAGUGAACCAUUUCUAUGGGUGACAUCACGCUCACUCGGUCCAGUUCUUCUAUACAGUCAAUGGUUCCAAGUGGGAAACAUGCAGAACUUUAGCAUCUAUAUCUGCACGCGUUGUGACUUAUCCUGAGCUUGGUUAAUCCUGAGCUAAAAUAUUCAGAAAAUACUAUUAAAAUCUGAGUGUCAUAUGAGGAUAGAAGCUUAUUAGGCUUAAAAUGUUAAUAAUGGCAUGAUGCAUGAUAAUCAAUAGAGGUUUUAGAGAUGCACUGCGCUUACAAAUACUUGGAAUCCUAAAAUUUCAUUGUCUGUUUUCCAGUUUCCUCAUCUUGCAGUGCGCAAGUAAGAAGACAGAGGAAGAAGUUACAAAGUGACUCAUCUCUGCCUCAAAUCUCAUCAAGUUCAUGGGUCUUUUAAAGAUUUUGAUUGUGAAUAAGAAGAAAAACAGAAAAAUAAGGCUGGACAGUAGAAAGAUUGAUGUCAGUUUUUUUUUUAUGCCAUCGUUCUCAGAAAAUGACCUGAUGUUUUGGACAUGGCACUUGUACACGCAAAUCUCUUUUUCAGCAACAACACCGUUCUGUUGUGAAACCUUUGUUGGCUUCAGGUGUGCACUGUGAGCUUGUUUAUUCCACAAUGGGUGUACACAUUUGAGAACUGUGGUUGUGUUACAACAGACAUGAACAACAAAAAAACACCCCAUAUGAUUACACCCCCCUAAAGACACGAUAACAUGAAACUUUUUUUUUUAUCUACUGGAAAAGCUUAUGUAGUUUAGACUCCAUGGGCCAGAAAAAA